AUGAUGAUUUUAUCUUGGAUAACAAAGGCUCUUUCACCACACAUUGCUGAAAGUGUCAUAUAUGUUGAAAAAGCUAAGGAUUUAUGGGAUGAACUGAAAGAAAGGUUCUCUAAAGGUGAUUAUUUCAAGAUUUCAGACCUGCUUCAGGAUAUACAUUCUAUCAAACAAGGAGAAAGGGGAGUGAGCCAGUUCUUCACAGAUCUGAAGAUUCUGUGGGAAGAGUUAGAGUCCCUAAGACCCAUACCAACCUGCACAUGCCAGGUCCCAUGUAGCUGUGAUCUUUCAAGGAUAUUCUUGAAGUACAGAGAAAUGGAGCAUGUAAUAUGUUUCUUAAAAGGUCUAAAUGAUUCUUACAGCACAGUCAGAACACAAAUUCUCCUCAUGGAUCCUCUUCCCAAUAUCAAUAGGGUCUUCUCUCUUAUUAUGCAACAAGAAAGACAAGAAAAGCAAGGUGUUGCUGAUAUCAAAGCUCUAGCCAAUAUGACUGACAGAAACAACCAAUGGAGAAACCAGGGAAACCAAGGAAGAGGUUUUGGAACUCGUGGUCAAGGAAGAGGAAGGGGAAGAAAUCCUAACUAUGGCAAACAAUGUUCAUAUUGUAAUAAAAUGAAUCACACCAUAGACGAGUGCUAUUCUAAGCACGGUACCGAACCAGAAGGGACUCAGAACACACAACAGACUGGUAAUAGCAAUGUUUUUAAUUCAUUCACAGCUGAACAAAUGGAAAAACUUCUCAGAAUGAUAGAUAGAGCUGAUGAAUCCUCUCACAAAAUCAAUCAAGUCCAAAGGAAUGAGACUGAAAAUAGACAAGGUAAUCUUUCUUGGAUAAUUGACACAGGUGCCACAGAUCAUGUGACACAUGAUAAAAGAAAUUUUGUUACUUUUUAUAAAAUUAGACCUGUUUCUAUCAAACUGCCAAAUAAUACUACUCUCACAGCAGAGCACGCAGGAACAGUGCAAUUUUCAAAGGACUUUAUCAUUUUCAAUGUGCUCUAUAUUCCUGAUUUCUGUUUUAAUCUAAUUUCUGUUCAAAGUCUUAUUAAAGACUUGGACUGCAACCUAACUUUUUCCUCUAAGACUUGCCAGAUAAGGGAGAACCAUACAUUGAAGAUGAUUGGAUGUGCUGAUUCUUGGGAAGGAGUCUAUUACUUGCAAGCUUUUCCUAAACCUGAUCAAAGAUACACUUUAAAGUCUACUUUUUCUUGUAAGAAUGUAGAUGUUAGUCUGUGGCACUAUAGAUUAGGCCACCCAGGAGAUAAGCGGAAAUUGCCUUUCUCCAAAAGUGCUUCUAUUACUACUGAAUGUUUUGAAAUUCUUCAUUGUGAUAUUUGGGGCCCUCUAAACACUAUCUCUGUUCAUGGUCAUAAAAGUUUUGUUGAAACCCCUGAACAAAAUUCAGUUGUUGAAAGAAAACAUCAACAUAUACUAAGUGUUACCCGGGCCCUUCUUUUUCAAUAUAACGUACCUGAUUCUUACUGGUCUUAUGCCAUUGGGCAUGCUGUUUAUCUAAUAAAUAGGCUGCCCACUCCUAUUCUUAAAAACAAAACACCGUAUGAUCUGCUCUACAACCUACCACCCACCUAUUUAGAUAUUAAAACCUUUGGCUGCUUGUGUUUUGCUUCAACUCUUGAAAAUAAUAGAAGUAAGCUUGACCCAAGAGCUAGAAAGGGAAUCUUUCUAGGAUAUAAGAAUGGUGUGAAAGGUUACAUCGUGCUUGACAUAAACACCAAGGAACUUUUUAUAAGCAGAAAUGUUGUCUUCCAUGAAGAUGUUUUUCCUUACAGAAAACUGCAGGGCAACAGAGAAGGCUAUGACAAUGAAGAAGACAAAGCUGAUUCUCUCAAUAACCUCCUAGAAGAUCACUAUCCUAUCAACAACAAUGUACAUAUUGAGCCUAAUAACGCUGACCAAGAACAGCUGCAGUAG
This is a messenger RNA of Vigna radiata var. radiata (mung bean), 1926 nucleotides long. RefSeq lists its product as uncharacterized. The coding region runs from base 1 to 1926 and encodes 641 amino acids. The transcript has 4 exons. NCBI's taxonomy places the organism in Eukaryota, Viridiplantae, Streptophyta, Magnoliopsida, Fabales, Fabaceae. The record is from RefSeq and is a predicted model, not a curated record. Gene Ontology annotation, molecular function: nucleic acid binding.